UGCGUGCCUCUGAGUGUGUGUGUGUGUGUGUGAGGGGGAGCAGAAGCCCGGGCUCUGUGAGGAGGGAAAGGUGCCCGCGUCGUGGCGGCGGCGUGGCAGGCCCGCGAGGGGGCAGCGGCGGUUGGAGCACUGUCCCUCCGGCCCGGCAGCCGCCCCGGCCCGGCUGGCUGGGGGCAGGGAGCGCCGAUUGCUUGCAGCCACGGGCACAGGAACGAGAGUAGGGAAGCGUGGCUUGGUGGUAGCCCGGUGUGGCCGUGCGGUGAGGGGGAAGCAGCGGAGGCCUGCGCGGCGUCAGAGGCGGCCUGGCCGUCAUUCUUGCCCGCCGCUUCGGAGAGAGCCGUGUCCCGCUGCAGUUGGUGGGCCAGCUCGGAGGCCUAAGCACGAGCACAGCUGGAACAUGCCCAAGAGAAAAAAGAGUUGUGCUGAAAAGGAAAAAGUUGGGGCACAGUGCAAACAUACAAAGGUGGAAGUAGCUUGUCACACGUCAGUCCUGAGUUUUGAUGACCCAGAGAGCCUCUUCAGAAGCUUGAUCUCUCCCACCACACCAGAGGUGUUUUUCAGGGAGUACUGGGAGCAAAAGCCACUGCUCAUUCAGAGAAAUGAUCCCGUGCUGGCUGCUUACUACCAGUCCCUGUUCCAGUUGUCAGAUUUGGAGGAACUGUGCGGACAAGGUCUCUACUAUGGACAUGAUAUACAUACCUGCAGAAGUGUGAAAGGAAAAAAGAAGAUUUUAAAUAAAGAUGGCAAAGUGAAUUACGUGCAGCUGAAGAGGGAUUUCGAGCACAAAAAGGCAACAAUACAGUUUCUUCAGCCUCAGAGAUUUAAGGAGGAGCUGUGGAAGAUUCAGGAGAAGCUGGAGUGCUACUUUGGGUCUCUGGUUGGGUCGAAUGUUUACAUUACCCCUCAGGGCUCUCAGGGCCUUCCCCCUCACUAUGAUGAUGUUGAGGUGUUUAUCCUUCAGCUAGAAGGCCAGAAACAUUGGCGUCUCUAUAAACCAACAAUGCAUUUAGCUCAGGAAUAUAACGUUGAACCAGAAGAUAAGAUUGGGGAUCCUACACAUGAAUUCAUAUUAAAGCCAGGUGACUUGCUGUACUUCCCCAGAGGAACUAUUCAUCAAGCAGACACGCCUCAUGAGUUCUCCCAUUCUACACACCUGACCAUCAGUACCUACCAAACCUACUCUUGGGGACAUUUCUUAAUGGACGCAAUGCCUGGCCUUGUGUGUGAUACAGCAAAAGAAGACGUAUUGCUGCGGACAAGCAUACCAAGGCAACUGCUUAUGCAGGUAGAUCUAUCUGACUCGACCAAAAACCUGAGCAGCCUUUUGCGACGGGUUGCAGACCACGUGGAAAACAGCAGAGACCUGAGACCGUGUAACAUGAAGAAGGAUUUCAUUAUGAACCGCUUGCCACCUUGCUUGGGACCUGACUCUCGUCCUUUGGCUCCAGGUGGGGAAUUGCCAAAACUAGGUAGCAAAAUCCGACUGCUCUUUAAAGAUCACGUUGUCUUCACAGUGGAACCAGAUCAAGAUUGUUCUAAUGGAAAUUGCAGAGAGAUGGUUUAUGUGUAUCAUUCUUUAAAGAACAAAAGAGAAACUCACAUGAUGGGGAAAGAAGAUACACCCGAGGAAGGCAAAUCACAGCAGAUCCAUGGACUGCGGUUCCCUCUGUCGUACUUGGAUGCACUGAAGCAGAUUUGGAAGAGUGGCACUGUUAAUGUUAAAGAGCUUAACCUUGGCUCAGACGAAGAGAAGGAAAACCUUGCCUUGUCGCUGUGGACUGAGUGUCUCAUUGAAGUUAUUUGAUGCUUUGUGAAUGAGCUGUUCCAAGUAGUAGUGUAAGUAAGUAGUAGGUCUGGCCAUUGCGUGUCUCUUGAAGGUUUUAUUAAAUGACUUUUUUAUCCA
Molecule: messenger RNA, 1903 nt
Organism: Colius striatus (speckled mousebird)
Lineage: Eukaryota; Metazoa; Chordata; Aves; Coliiformes; Coliidae
Gene: RIOX2
Product: ribosomal oxygenase 2
Exons: 10
Coding region: 398-1804 (468 amino acids)
Cellular component (GO): nucleolus
Molecular function (GO): histone H3K4 demethylase activity; histone H3K36 demethylase activity
Source: RefSeq, a predicted model, not a curated record